Molecule: messenger RNA, 1482 nt
Organism: Venturia canescens
Lineage: Eukaryota; Metazoa; Arthropoda; Insecta; Hymenoptera; Ichneumonidae
Gene: Bub3
Product: mitotic checkpoint protein Bub3
Exons: 4
Coding region: 299-1279 (326 amino acids)
Biological process (GO): mitotic spindle assembly checkpoint signaling
Cellular component (GO): mitotic checkpoint complex; kinetochore; nucleoplasm
Molecular function (GO): ubiquitin binding
Source: RefSeq, a predicted model, not a curated record
CGCCAGCGCUGGGAAAUCGCGGCUCUUAUUAUUUGACAUGUCCAAUAAUUCCUUACGGACGAAGCUUAUAAAUAAAUAUUUUUUUUAUAAUUUAGAAUUAAAGCAAUAAUUGAUGCCUUAACGGUAAAAAGAAAUCUUCGUAUAUAUAAGAGCGACGAAAAUAAAUUUGUUUUUGUGGUAAUCCGAUAUAAUAAACUACGUGAUAUUCGUCCUUUGAUAUUUUUAGGUUAUGUGAGAUCAAACAAUUGUUUGCGCGUGUGUUUGUUAUUACAAGAAUAAAAAAGAAAUUGAAAAAAAAAUGGAAUCCCGGACUGAAUUCAAGCUUAAAUCGCCACCAUUGGAUGCUAUUUCUGCAGUAGAAUUUGGACCAAAUUCUACUCAAUUUCUUCUAGCUUCAUCAUGGGACAGUACAGUACGACUUUACGAUAUUCACGCUAAUACUAUGAGGCUCAAAUAUAAUCACGAUAUGCCCGUACUCGACGUAGCUUUUCAGGAUGCUGUGCAUGCGUACAGUGGUGGUUUGGGUACAACUUUAAAAAUGUAUGACAUCAACACAAACACAGAGUCAAUAAUGGGGAGUCACGAAAAACCUAUUAGAAAAAUUGAGUAUUGUGCCGCUGUUAAUGCAAUAUUAACAGGCGGUUGGGAUGCAACGGUUAAGCUAUGGGAUCCCAGAACACCAACUUGUGUUGGAAGUUACUUACAGCCGGAUGUUGUUCUUGCUCUGUCUGUUUGUGGCGACAAAUUCGUUGUCGGUACUGCCAAGAGAAAAGUUUGCAUAUGGGACUUGAGAAAUAUGGCAGGAAUGUUUCAGAGACGUGAGAGUAGUCUUAAAUAUCAAACAAGAUGUAUCAAAGGUUUUCCCAAUGAACAGGGCUACGUAUUGAGCAGUAUCGAAGGUCGCGUAGCAGUGGAAUAUUUGGACACGACACCCGAAGCUCAGAAAAAAAAAUACGCUUUCAAGUGUCACAGAAUAAAGGAGAACAAUGUGGAGCACAUAUAUCCGGUGAACGCGAUAAGUUUUCAUUCGACGUACAACACGUUUGCGACCGGUGGAUCGGACGGUUACGUAAACAUAUGGGACGGUUUCAACAAGAAACGUCUCUGCCAAUUUCACCGUUACAAUGCAGGAGUCGCGGCUUUGAGUUUCAGUCACGACGGAUCGGUCCUCGCGAUUGGCGUAUCGUAUCUAGACCCUGCAGAAAUUCCACCGGGUGGUCACGAAGAACAAGAAAUUUAUAUAAGAUACGUAAACGAUCAAGAAACUAAACCCAAAUAAUCUUCUAUCUUGAACCACGAAAAAUCAACUUUUGACCAUCAACGAUCAUGAGCAACGCGAGUGGUGUACAUAAUUGUCGAAUAAUUUAUGUAUGAGUAACGAAUGGAAUCAAUUUUUCCUCAGAUUAAAUAAUAAUACGAACGAGACGAAAAAAAAAACAGCAAAACUUUUUUUAAAUAAAAUUAUACUGUUUUUAUUACGAA